Molecule: messenger RNA, 870 nt
Organism: Closterium sp. NIES-65
Lineage: Eukaryota; Viridiplantae; Streptophyta; Zygnematophyceae; Desmidiales; Closteriaceae
Source: the annotation of a GenBank genome assembly
AUGGCUACCCCCAGUGUCCUUACCUUUGAUGCUGAGGGCCGUGCCGUUGACUUUGAGGUCUGGGUCGAUGAUCUCCAGCUGUUUCUACAGUGCCAUGGGGCAGAGAGACUCUCUCUGUUCGAUCUCACGUCUGGUGUUUCUCCCGCCCCACCUGCUACUGCUGACAGCACUGUUCGCUCACAGUGGGCCACACGCGAUGCUGCUGCUCGCCUUGCUGUGCAUCCCCACUUACCGACCGCUGAGCGUGCGCACUUUAGCCAGUACAAGAGUGCUAAGACCUUGUACGACGCUGUAGUUGCACGCUACUCCUCCCCUGCCACUGCUGCUCUUAGCCGCCUCAUGCUGCCGUACCUUGUUACCCCUCCCCCCUCUUGCCCUCUGUUGCUUCUGCUGCUGCGGCCGACCUCGUUGGUUUCGAGUCGGUCGGCGCUGCAUCUGCCUCGAUCGGGAGACGCCGCACCGGCAAUGGCAAGGGGGGCAAGGGCGCUGGAGGGGCUAGCGGGGGCGGUGGAGGUGGUGGUGGGGGCAGUAAAGGGGGUGGGGGUGGUGGUGGUAGUGGUAGCGGGGGUGGAGGUGUCGGUGGCAGCAGUGGAGGCGGGGAAGGCGGCAGUGGUGGCGGAGGGAGCGGAGGCGGUGGAGGCGGUGGAGGCGGCGGAGGUGGCAGAGGCGGCGGAGGUGGUGGAGGCGGCGGCGGCAGCAGUGAACCUGGUCGCGGCUCUGCGCAGAGGAGUAGCUCCGGUGGUGGUCCGCGCCAGCAGCAGCAGCGCAGCCGCGAGACUUUGUCCCCUCAGAAGCUUCGUGAGUAGUACGCUGCACGUCAGCGCGGUGGGGGUACUGGUCCCUGCACCCAGCGCUGCUUCGGCCGUGUGA